AUGUCGAACCUUCUCAAUCUCAGCGACGAGCUCCUUAUCAUGGUCUUGACCAUGCCAUGGACCGAACGCCUUUCUGGAUCGACGAAUGUCUCCAACUCCCGCGGUUUCAUUACUGCGCUGCUGGGCACUCCCGACGUUUUCGCCGACCAGGACGUCCACCGAGAAGACUGGCUCAUAAUAAACUCAACAUGCCGUAGCUUCCGCCGAUUGGGAAAGGAAAUCUUUUUCCGUACGAAGCCCUUUCUCAUGUCCCUCGCGAUGCGCGAGAAACUCCUUGACGGAGAAUCCUGGCUUGACGUCGAGCCCCCAACGCAAGAACAAACUUUGAAUUUGUACAGGUGGAAGGAGGGACAAAUAUCGGCCACUGAUGACCAACAUCGCGUAUUCGAUUACCGAUAUGAGCUAGACAGUUGGUGCGCUUUGAGCGCUCAAGACCGCGGCCUUGCGGUUUCAAACAUCCGACACAUUGUCUUCUCAGAUAUGGCUGCUUUCCAAAGGCUACAUCUUGCAAUUAUCAAGAUUCCCAAGCUGACGAACAAAUUCACUGCCCUACAACGGUGCGAUAUCGUAGUCCGGGAAAAAAACACGAGGGAUGAACCUGGAGAAGCAGUCAAAGACUAUCAGCUCUAUCUCAAAGGCCAACAAGAUGAUGACAAUCAAGAGCCCGACGGUGAUUUGCGUCACACGGUCGCCGAACUUGAAGCGAAGUUAAAGAUUCUUGGUAUGAAAGACAUCAAGCUACGUCUGUGUCCUGGCCAAGGAGGUCACGAACAGUGCGAACGACCACGCCUAGAGAGAGAGGUGUUUCCUUUGUUGAGAUUCAUAGUGGGAACAGUCAGCAGGAAGAAGUAG
Molecule: messenger RNA, 852 nt
Organism: Fusarium pseudograminearum CS3096
Lineage: Eukaryota; Fungi; Ascomycota; Sordariomycetes; Hypocreales; Nectriaceae
Exons: 2
Coding region: 1-852 (283 amino acids)
Source: RefSeq, a predicted model, not a curated record